Heterobilharzia americana is the source of this 1065-nucleotide messenger RNA. The record is from the annotation of a GenBank genome assembly. NCBI's taxonomy places the organism in Eukaryota, Metazoa, Platyhelminthes, Trematoda, Strigeidida, Schistosomatidae.
AUGAAUUUGAAUGAAGACUCAUUGAAUUUCUCGGACUAUCCAUAUAAAGUUUUUCAGCAGUGUAAUCUGUUGAAAACUGAAUGGUCAUAUGCACAAAGUGUUAAGUGUGUUAUAUCCACGAUUGUUUCAGUAUGGUGUGCAUAUGUACUGCCGUUCUUUAGUUUUUUCGGAGUGGUAACAAAUUUAUUCAUUGCGUUUUACGCUAUUUUGAGAGCAAACAAAGUACCAAGACAAAUUAUUUACAUUUCGGGAAUAUGCUUAUCCAGUGCAAUUGCCAAUAUUACAUUUAUAUGGUUAUGGCAAUUUCCUGUGAGAGGUUUAACAUAUGCAUCACAUGGAAGCAUAUUUUUUUCAAUCGUAAAUGUGUCCCCAACAGCCUGUCGUUUUCAGCGCUAUAUGUACGCGUUCAGUUCAACAAUGAUGUGUAAUAUGCAUAUAUGUGCAUCCUUAGACAGAUGUUUAGCUAUUUACAUUCCAACUAAACUGAAGAAUUUCCCUAACAUUUAUGGAUGGUAUAUCUACAUUGGUAUUCUGCUUUUCAGUGCAUCCAUGAUGUUACCUUUUGGUGUAAAAGUCGACUGGCGUUUAGCAGACAAACGUAUUCUGUGUUGGGUGGAUAGAAACGAUUUACCAAUACAAACCUAUCACACACUAUUUUCCAACUUAGCACCUAUUCAAACACUUUUCUUAAUAACGAUCGAUUCCCUGUUUUUAAUGAAAAUACAUAAACAAUUAAGUCAGCAUUCUUUGACUAAAUUAACAUCUUCAGAUGGAGGACAUCUACGACGUUCACUACUUUUAUUUAUAUCAUCAGUUUCUUUCAUUAUUAUAGCAAUAUGUCAGAGUGUGUUCUAUACGAUUGCAAGAUUUAGUUCAACGGGAAUUAUUUCAUAUCAAACGGGUGUUGAUUAUGACAUAGCUGAUUUCUUCUGGUAUCUCAAUUCUGUACGUGAACUAUUAGAUAUCUAUAUUUAUUUCAAGUGCUUUGGGUCCUUACGUGAUUGUUUAAUAGGUAUCUCGCGGAGAAUAUCAAGAGGUAGUUUGUUUAAACCUGAUCCGUUGUAA